Messenger RNA from Leptosia nina, 690 nucleotides. NCBI's taxonomy places the organism in Eukaryota, Metazoa, Arthropoda, Insecta, Lepidoptera, Pieridae. The record is from the annotation of a GenBank genome assembly.
AUGUCGCCGAAGCAGAUUAAAAGUUCUCAUGCCACAUCCAGCGCAGAACGGCGGGAGCAUCUCUACAAGAUCCUAGUCAUCGGCGAGCUGGGUACUGGCAAGACGUCCAUCAUCAAGCGAUAUGUCCACCAGUUCUUCAGUCAGCACUACAGAGCUACCAUCGGCGUAGACUUUGCACUUAAAGUACUCAAUUGGGACGCAAAUACGAUAAUCCGUUUGCAGUUAUGGGAUAUAGCAGGCCAAGAGCGUUUCGGCAACAUGACGAGGGUGUAUUACAAGGAGGCAGUUGGCGCGUUCAUCGUGUUCGAUGUCUCGAGAGUGGCCACUUUCGACGCGGUCGUCAAGUGGAAGAAUGAUCUGGAUACGAAGGUUCAGUUGCCCGACGGAUCCCCCAUACCGUGCAUUCUACUUGCAAAUAAGUGUGACCAGCAAAAGGAAGGAAUAGUGAAUUCACCGGCGAAAAUGGACGAGUACUGCCGGGAGAAAGGCUUCGCGGGAUGGUUUGAGACGUCCGCCAAAGAAAAUAUUAAUAUCGAAGAAGCUGCUAGAUCUUUAGUAAAUAAGAUACUUCUAAACGACAAACUUCUUCAGAACAACGACAAGGACGGCGAGAGGAUCGCUCUUGAUCACAAGAUAGCGAACGGCGAGAACAGUCGAGAUCCCGGCGGGAACAAAUCGUGCGCAUGCUGA